This is a messenger RNA of Tilletiopsis washingtonensis, 1249 nucleotides long. RefSeq names its product UAA transporter. Gene Ontology annotation, molecular function: UDP-N-acetylglucosamine transmembrane transporter activity. The record is from RefSeq and is a predicted model, not a curated record. The transcript is spliced from 2 exons. Gene Ontology annotation, cellular component: endoplasmic reticulum membrane; Golgi membrane. Gene Ontology annotation, biological process: transmembrane transport. The coding region runs from base 236 to 1249 and encodes 337 amino acids. Lineage: Eukaryota; Fungi; Basidiomycota; Exobasidiomycetes; Entylomatales.
GCACAAGGCUCUUUGGCGCUUGCUUCUUUUCUCUCUCUCACCACCCCUCCUCUUCCCCCACAGCAGCACACGUAGAGCGUCUCAAGCCGUCUGCCUGCGCUCCAUCAAACGGGCACGCUCUUCUUCCUCUUCGGCCACUUGCCACUCUCGGGGUCUUCAGUUGUCAGGCGCGCAGCUCGGCGCGCAGCUUCUUUCGUUGCGCUUCCCGCCCUUGCGUGCUGCAACUGGCGCAGCCAUGUCGUCGCCCUUGACGCCCUCCAAGCUGCCCUCGCUGCCGCCGGGGUAUCCCUCGCUGCACUCGCUGCUGCUCACGCUGCCUCCGUGGUUCCUCCUCCUCUCGCUCAUCUUCGGCGGCUGCUGUUCCAACGCCUACUUUCUCGAGCGCACCACGUCCAUCCAACCCUCCUGCGGGACCCUUCUCACUUUCCUCCACUUCCUCGUCACCGCCCUCGUCUCUCUUCCCGGACAGCUGUCGCUCGACUCGGGGUGGCCGCGAGUGCGGCAGCCCAAGGUGCCCCUGAGACGAUGGGCCGUACAGGUGGCGCUGUACUACGCCAGCAGUCUGCUCAACAACUCGGCGUUCGCAUACGCCGUGCCCAUGCCCGUACACAUCAUCUUCCGCAGCGGCGGCCUCGUCGUCAACAUGCUCACCGGCGCGGCCGUCAAGCGCAGACGCACGUUUGGCAUGUACGGCUCGCAGCACUGGCGCGAGGCCCUCUUCUACUCGCACGCCCUCUCGCUGCCCCUCUUUCUCGCCUCGCUGCCGCAGCUGCGCGCCGAGUGGCGCGCGGCGCUGCACACGCCGCAAAUGUGGCUCGGCUGGGGAGCGCCGGCGCCUGGCGUGGCGACGCCGGGCGGACAGCUCGACUUGCGCGCCGUCGCGUUCGGCUCGACAAUAUCGCAGCGCAGCGGCGGAGGCGUCGGCAGCGGCGUGCUGCUGCCCUCGCUCCUCGCACCCCUCGCGCUCAACGUCGCCACGCAGCUGCUCUGCAUCAACGGCGUCAAUCGCCUCACGGCGCGCGUCAGCAGUCUCACCGUGACGCUCGUGCUCGUGGUGCGCAAGGCCGCCUCGCUCGCCAUCUCCCUGCUUCUCGUGGGCGGCGCCAGCGCCCGCGGCGCAAACACACGCCAGCUGGCCGCGGGCGCCGCGGCCGUGCUGCUGGGCACCGUCGGCUAUACGCUCGGUGCGGGAAAGGGAGGAGGCGACAAGGAAGACGGCAAGCGCGAGAAGGAGAAGAAGGAGCAGUAG